AUGGGUCCUUGGAAGCGCUCAAGCAAGCAGUCGCCACUUGUCCAGUUCUCGGUAGUCUGGUGGCACUGUCAUCAAGCAAAUUUCAGGCCAUCCAGCUCAGAGGAUGACGGGGUCAACUUUGUGAUGCUCAGCCUUGGGGCCCUCCAUGAAAAAGUGAUCAGUGGCGAAGCACUCACGUCUUCUUCUUUUAGACAGAUCACCGACAUCUUGUUUGGUGCAAUGGCAUCCACAACAUUGUUUCCAACACGUCAGUUCUACAACAAGGUGACGUCUCUGCUCCUUGACAAGUACCCACAGCUGCGAGACGUUGUUGGAAGUGGAUCCGACUCCUGGAAAGUAGCACUUCGAAAUAAAUUCAAAAACCAGAGACGGAAACUUCAAGAUGAUCGUGCAUUGCAAAACCGAGAGAAAUUUGGUGCUCAAAGACGAACUGAGGCAGCCGCGAAGGAGCUCCAGCGCAGCAAGAAGCCUAAGAUGGCUAUCGGCCUCCCAAACCUCACAGGAGAAGAUGAGACUAGUAUCACCAAACACGAGGAAUGGCUCAUCUUAGAAAGCAAGAAGUCUUUACCAAAUGAGAAGGCGAUGCAAGAAAGAAUGGCCCUAACAGCAAACCAAAGACUUCGUGACCUUGCCAAGAGCACUGUGCUCGAUGUCAAGAUGAAAUAUCCAUGCCUCAUGGAAUUUCAACGAGAUGUGCUGUGUAGCAUAUAG
Messenger RNA from Dermacentor andersoni, 711 nucleotides. The record is from RefSeq and is a predicted model, not a curated record. NCBI's taxonomy places the organism in Eukaryota, Metazoa, Arthropoda, Arachnida, Ixodida, Ixodidae.